AUUAGUAAUUAUGACAAGUAAAAGUUGCACCGUAAUUCAUCGCGCUUACAUUAGUCAAACCGGCCGCGUGCUACGUUGCCAGACCGAGCGCGCACGUAUUCUCAACAUCACGACAACGCGCCUCGGUCCCGUCCCGCGCCCCGCAGUUUCGCGGCGAACGCCGAACCAUUCGGACGUCAAACGCGUGACGGCGCUCAUUAGACGCGUUACUAACACAAAAUGGCGGGACAGCCGUGUUCAUCAAAGACCUUGUCUAGUGUUGUAAAUCAAGAAUUCCUAAAUAGAUCGUCCAACAUCGAAUCAGCUCGCUUCCUCAAACGAAUAAUGCAAAAAUCAGAAGAAGAGGGCAAAUCGAUUAAAACUUUCUCCAGCGAUCUUGAACGCGCUCAUUUUUAUACUGGACUUGACAGGAGAACAUUCUUUACACAAUAUACCAAUUUAAAAGCAACAGAGAUUAAGGAUAUCGAGCGAUCAUUGAUACAAGAACGCCUGAUUGCUUUCUAUAUGAACGCGUCCAGUCUAUCUCCAAGUCCAGAUACAGCUCCAACCACAAAGAAUCUAUUUGUAGCUUUGUACGGGAAGAUACCUCACUACGUAGAUAUUCGAAUGUUUCGCAAAUGCUUGGCCAAUCUUGGAUAUGUUUGGCUAAGAAUAUUUAAAGGAUACAUUGUCAUGGAAAGACCGAGCCUCACAUUUGAGAGGUAUUAUUAUCUGAAAGACAUUGUGCGAUAUCGCGAAGAAAACAGAGAAAUUUUCUACGUUGACGAAACAGUUAUGUCCAGCCUUAAUAACUACUACAGUUUUAAAGAAUUUAACAAAUUGAUGAACACAGCAGUAAAAGCAGACAUAGAGAUAAUCCAAAAAGGUUUGGUCAAAAAUAUCUAUGCUAUAUCGAAAUCUGGAGUUUACGCUUUAAAGACUAUUGAUGAUUUCACAACAAAUAACUUUGCAAAUUGGGUGAUAAAUGAAGUCAUCCCAAUCUUGCCUGAGAAAAGCGUUGUAAUAAUACACAAUUAUGAACAUCAUGACGAUGUUAUCAAAAAACCGACGUUAUUCAGUAUAAAAUCUGACAUAAUAGCAUGGCUUGAACGGAAUGAUGUGCCUCAUACUGAAGAAAUGUCAAAAUGUGAGCUCGUAGAUCUGAUUGAUACCUACACUUCGGAGUUUGAUGAAAUCAGUAAAAUUGAAAACUCCCUGAAGUUAAGAGGUCACGAAUUACUUAGACUUCCAGUCUGCAUUGAAGAUAUGACUCCCGCAAAACAUUUCUUCGAUUUAGUGAAGCUUAAUGCUCGUAGAGUGAAAGGUAAUCAAGAUGAAGUACUGAAGAAUAUAGCGGAUAGUGUAUCUCAGGAAACUUUUGAAAACUUCGAUAGGCAUGUAGCAGAUGCAGAACAAGACACAUUACAAGCAGAUAUAACGAUGGAUAGGAUUUUCGAUACUGUUGUGGCAGCAUUCCAGAAAGUACGUUUAAAGGACGCAGAAGAUUCUGAAGUACCACUUAGUGACAGUGAUUAAAAAAUU
Cydia fagiglandana is the source of this 1521-nucleotide messenger RNA. RefSeq lists its product as uncharacterized. The record is from RefSeq and is a predicted model, not a curated record. The transcript has a single exon. The coding region runs from base 220 to 1515 and encodes 431 amino acids. Gene Ontology annotation, molecular function: nucleic acid binding. Lineage: Eukaryota; Metazoa; Arthropoda; Insecta; Lepidoptera; Tortricidae.